GCCUUUAUACCUUUCUUUUCUCUUCUCUCAUUUUCGGACACUACAAGGUACUACUCACUUCCUGCCUUUCUCUUUCAUAAGUUUUUUCUUUUCCCUUCUUUUUUCUUUUUUUACUUCGUUGUUAUAGAAUAGCAAUAGUAGUUAGAAGUAUUUCCCUGUGAAAUUUAUAUUUUUUAUUCUGGAUAUCUGCUUCUCUUUGCAAUGUCUAAAUUCCUCAAAUUUACGCUCAUUCAAGUAGUUCCGUAUGAUAUUAUUGGCCCUCUGUAACAUCACCAUUGAGCUUAAUGUGGUUUCAGAGUGUUGUGUUAGCUUAAUUGAUUUCCAAAUUUAUAGUCCAAAAGUGGAGUGCCCCUUGAGGUGGUGAAUUUAAAGGAAAGUUUUGAUUGGUAGAAGUAUAAAUUAAAUCAGUAAUCUUAGUCUUACCUGUGAAAGGCUGUAAAUUUAUGACAUUGUUGUUGUAUUGAAUUGAUGAAUGGUCAAAACGUUAUAUGUACCAUGUAGGGGUUGCAUUGAUGGAAAGAGGAGUUUUUUUUUUCCUUUCAGCGAUGUUGAUGUUCUCUUUAGUAACUCAUUUAAUGAUCUCUGGGCUAUAAUUUUAAUAUCUGAGUUAGAACUAAGUAAUCUUUGAUUUAUUGGUUCGUUCAUUGAACCUCGGAGGUUAGUCUACUACAUAUCCAAUACUGGUUCGUUCUCGAUGCAGUUUAGGGUAUCGGCACAUUCCCUUGGAUGGACCGACUACCGAAAAUUAGAUUAAUUAAAGAAAGAACAGGAGAAGUAAGUUACUAAGUCUGUUAGGUAAGAGGUUAUUUGGCUUAAAUGGCUAAAAACAAUUGGUAACUGCCAUUUUUGUCAAAAGAAGUGAGAAAAUACCUAUUCUUUUGAUAAGCAGAAUAAAUCCAGUACUUGCAACCGAACAGGGCCAAUGUUUCUUUUUCUUUGGGUGAGUCAUGUUUCUUCUCGCACCUAAGAGUCUCCUUGGCUAAUAAAAUAGGGAAGUAUACAUUGUUACUAAGGCGAAUUCUUAUUUACCCAAUCCACGUAGUAAUUUUCGCUUUGUAUCUACUACACUGAGGUUGAUAUUUUUAAGCUUUUUUAAAGUAUUACUGUCUGCCAUUUGGUAUAAUGCAUCUUAGUUUUGAAUAGAUUUCUUAUUAUCUCAGAUCUUUGAUUUUUGUUUGUUUUAGACAGCUUUUAUUGCAUCACUGAGGACUCUUAGAGCACUUUGGUUGAGAGACCCUCUCGUGUUACAAAGGGUAAUGAUUUUUCAUAAGAAAGAAGAUGGAGAUAAAUACUGGAAUUCCCAAAUCAAAGGAUAAGAGACCGGUGGAAGGAUGCAAAACUGAUAGAGAAACCAAGAGGGCUUCUGAAAAUGUUCCAAAUGAGUCUCCUGUAUUUAUCAAUUACGCUGCUCUUGCUUGGGAGGAAAGCCGAAGCAAAUGGACUGGGGACACUUCAAAGAAGUCAGAUAAGAUGGCGAAAGAUCCAAUCAUAAGCUGGUCACUGAACUAUGAGGACUUGCUUGCAACUAAUGAGCCUUUCUCAGAGCGAAUCCCCUUAUCUGAGAUGGUAGACUUCUUAGUUGAUGUUUGGUACGAUGAAGGGCUUUUCGACUAAGAGAUUUGGCGCAACAUUACAUGCAGCUCAAGAUAAUUGGUCUUGUUUAGUAACGUAGCAGCCAGUUAACCCCAGCAGCAAAUUCAGAUAAAACAUAGAUUUAUUUUAUUACUGUAAAAGAUAAGAUUUUUGUGUUUAGUUUGUUUUCUGAUCAUCGCCUACAUUUGUUGUAUUACCAUUUACCACACUGAAUUAUACCAUUUGCAUGCUUUGAAUCAACAUUUAGUUAAAGCUUAUUUAAAGGCUACAAAUCCACCACACCUAAAAUGUGGACUUGAA
This is a messenger RNA of Cuscuta epithymum, 1893 nucleotides long. NCBI's taxonomy places the organism in Eukaryota, Viridiplantae, Streptophyta, Magnoliopsida, Solanales, Convolvulaceae. The record is from the annotation of a GenBank genome assembly.